This is a messenger RNA of Spodoptera frugiperda (fall armyworm), 2476 nucleotides long. It is a transcript of the gene Sms, whose product is annotated as spermine synthase. The transcript has 7 exons. Gene Ontology annotation, biological process: spermine biosynthetic process. Bases 147 to 1268 code for a protein of 373 amino acids. The record is from RefSeq and is a predicted model, not a curated record. Gene Ontology annotation, molecular function: spermine synthase activity. Lineage: Eukaryota; Metazoa; Arthropoda; Insecta; Lepidoptera; Noctuidae.
UUCAAAUUCAAUUCAAUUUGCCAUUUCCUUCAAUUUCAGUGAGCGGCUUCGUUGAACUUCGUUCUAUUCCUACUCUUGGUUGCGCCGGUCCCGUCCAAUUGUAUUUUCACAUAAUAAACGGUUCAAUUAAAGUUUAAUACUUGAAAAUGUCUGUCCAAACGUUGCUGCUAGACUUCUCGAUCGACCCCGCCCGCCUGGGAGACGAGAUCGGCCAAAAAACAGUAUUCGGGCAGUUGGAAACCGUGCUGAAGGAAUACAUCCCGAAUCUUAUUUUAGCCACCGAGUUAAAGCUGGAAGGUGGGUCUUUGAAGCUGUUGACUGGCAAGAAGGGUUCUACGGUGUCUGUGAGACUGUUUGACCGUGGCCUUGUCACUGUAAACAUUGAAUAUUAUAAGGAGGAGAACGAGGAACCAUUAAUUAACCUCAAGUGCUCUAAACUACUGGAAAGUUCGGUAAGAAUGUCAUUGGACUGCGAAAGGGUAAAAUUAUUCCCGACAAUCAAAAGGGGUUAUAAAUAUGAUGUUUAUCUCACUAGUUCAGACGAUCGCCUACUAGAGUACGAUAUCGAUGCUGUAAUAUUCGAUGAACAGUCGCCUUUCCAAAGAGUUCAAAUCGUCCAUUCCAAGACUCUCGGCAAUAUGUUGGUGCUAGAUGAAUUACAAAAUAUCUCGGAGGCUGAUCUCAUUUAUACUGAAACUUUGAUGCAGAGAGGCAAGGAGAGCUAUGAAGGGAAAGAAAUCGUCAUCUUAGGUGGCGGCGACGGAGCUCUAUUGUACGAACUCCUCAAGGAGAAACCAAAGUACGUGUGGAUGCUGGAAAUUGACGAGGUUGUGAUGACCGCCUGCAACAAAUACUUGCGGUCAAUAUGCGGGGAUGUGCUGGAAACAAGAAAGGGCCCUAACUAUGAAGUGAUUGUAGAGGACUGCAUGCUGACUGUGAACAAGUUUAUCGCUGAUGGCAAGAAGGUUGACUAUAUAUUUGGUGACCUUACCGACAUUCCUAUCUCGGAGUCUGCGUGCGGAGAGCUCUGGGAAUUCAUGAUCACCAUCCUUAACUCCUCGUUCAAGAUUCUCAAGCCCAACGGGAAGUUUAUGACCCAUGGCAACGGCGCCACUUCCCCUGAAUCUCUGGAGCUAUACGAGCAGGAGCUUGCCAAGCUGAAGCCGCCGGUCAAGUACACGAAGAGCAAAGCCUUCGUGCCAUCGUUCCUAGAAGACUGGUACUUCUACCACAUAUCUUUCGCGACCACCGACAACGGGGAUGCUUAACACCACACCAAAGACAUAAAAGUAUUCACAUUUCUACUAAGUCAUAUUAAUGCCAUAUUCCUAGGUAUAAACACCACACAUAAUAAGUUAGAUACAGUGUCCAGAUUAAGGUGGAAUUACACCAUGAUACCAAACGAAAAUACUAAAAUAUAUCACAUAAAACCUUUCUAUGAUUUCACCUUGACCUGGACAAAGCAUAUGGUUUCUACGAAAGAAAUUGACGAUGAUUUUGUUAAGAAGUUAUUUUGUAUUAUUAAAAUUUAUGUUUUUCUGAGUUUUACAUUUGAUAUACAUUUGAACAGCUCCGCCAAUAACCCGCGGCGCGGGGUUGGCGCACCGUAUGGUAUUGAGGUAGCUAGUACGCCUGUAGCUUGUAAGAAAUGUAGUCACACUACACAAUUUUCCGUAUUAUUAGUAUUAGUUCGAAGUUUACUGUUAUUUCUAUUGAUAUGUGCUCGUUUCUUUAUUUGUUUUAUGAAUAUUAAAAGUAUUUUAACAACCAUUGUUGUUUCAAUUUUCAUCAUAUCUGUACAUGUUUUAAUUUUGAUACCUUGUUUUAUGAUAAAAAUGAAAGACUCCAAUGGAGUAGUCAAUAGCGUCUGUCGAUCAAGAUGUCGGGAAUUAUAACCAGAAUAAAUUGAAUCAAUAACAUAACUGGCAAAAAGUGGAAUUAAAUUUACUAGACUAGACUGGGUAUCCCUAGAGGAACCUUCAAAAGAAAAGCCAAACCAAACAGUUAUCAUUUAGGUAAAAGGACAAAAGACAAAACUAAAUGAUUCCAGGUUAUAAAAUAAUACUAACUACUCAACAAAAUAAAAAGUAACUUCAUUAUUCAUAACUUUAUAAAGAUAAUUUACAAAAAAUUACAAGACAUUUAUAUUUUACCUUAGAUACUUAUUUAUAUUCCAGUGUUCUAUAUCUUUAUAUGAUCACAGUACGAUAGCAAAGUGGAAAUGACGCGAAACCAUUAUAAAAGUUGCAAAAUAACACAUUAGAUUCUUGUUGAAAGUAAGAUCUGUAAAAAUGCUGUUAUAACUUAAAUUUUGCUGAUUUAUAAUUCGCAACAUAAAUACAAAAUUUAUUGUCAGAUUUAACUGAAAGCCACCCGUUUAUUAUUCAGACGUUGCGCAAUUUACGUCUAAAAUUUCAUUAUUUGUACCAUGUUACAGAUCUUCUAUUAUUAUACAAAUAUAAAGUUAAACACAGUA